AUGAAGCCGGCGCUGCUGGAAGUGAUGAGGAUGAACAGAAUCUGCCGGAUGGUGCUGGCCACUUGCUUGGGAUCCUUUAUCUUGGUCAUCUUCUAUUUCCAAAGUAUGUUGCACCCAGUCAUGCGGAGGAACCCCUUUGGUGUGGACAUCUGCUGCCGGAAGGGAUCUCGAAGUCCACUGCAGGAGCUCUACAACCCCACCCAGCUAGAGCUCUCCAACACUGCCAUCCUGCACCAGAUGAGACGGGACCAGGUGACAGACACCUGCCGGGCCAACAGCGCCAUGAGCCGCAAGCGCAGGGUGCUGACCCCCAACGACCUGAAGCACCUGGUGGUGGACGAGGACCACGAGCUCAUCUACUGCUACGUGCCCAAGGUCGCGUGCACCAACUGGAAGAGGCUCAUGAUGGUGCUGAGCGGCCGGGGCAAGUACAGCGAUCCCAUGGAGAUCCCGGCCAACGAGGCCCACGUGUCGGCCAACCUCAAGACCCUUAACCAGUACAGCAUCCCAGAGAUCAACCACCGCUUGAAAAGCUACCUGAAGUUCCUGUUCGUGCGGGAGCCCUUCGAGCGGCUGGUGUCCGCCUACCGCAACAAGUUCACGCAGAAGUACAACACCUCCUUCCACAAGCGCUACGGCACCAAGAUCAUCCGACGCCAGCGGAAGAACGCCACGCAGGAGGCCCUGCGCAAGGGGGACGACGUCAAGUUCGAGGAGUUCGUGGCCUACCUCAUCGACCCCCACACCCAGCGGGAGGAGCCCUUCAACGAGCACUGGCAGACGGUCUACUCCCUCUGCCACCCGUGCCACAUCCACUACGACCUCGUGGGCAAGUACGAGACGCUGGAGGAGGACUCCAAUUACGUACUGCAGCUGGCCGGUGUGAGCGGCUACCUUAAGUUCCCCACCUAUGCAAAGUCCACCCGAACUACCGACGAGAUGACCACGGAGUUCUUCCAGAACAUCAGCGCCGAGCACCAGACACAGCUGUACGAAGUCUACAAACUGGACUUUUUAAUGUUCAACUACUCAGUGCCAAACUACCUGAAGUUGGAUUAGAGGGCUGCCGGGCGGGGGUGGGGGUGGGGCGCGGCGGUUGUGGGGAGAGGGAGAGAAUCCUGCUUUUUAAUUUAAGAUUUUUAUUUGUCGAAAAGAAAUUCUAUGGAGACUGGGUUAUUUUGUAAGUUAAUAUGUCUUCAGGGGAGAUGCUGCGAGCGGCAUGGUAAGAAUUAUUUAAAAACCCUCCCUGGGGAAGGACAGCAGUCUUUGCCGGGGAGUGGGGUGGAUUGUCCCUGUUUUUAGAAGUGGAUACUGCAACACUGUCUCCAAGGUGUUCUUGUGUUCUGGUGAAUUCCACAAACUGUGCAUUCCAUAAAGUCUAAUGAAUCUUAUUUAUAGUUAUUUAAACGUGGUCUCUGUAUAGGCCUUCUUCUGUGGCAGCACUCUGCUCCCCGCCCUUCUAGAGGAGAGGACAGUCUGUAAUUUGCUGGCUAUGGUUUGGGGGGGUGGGGAGGGACAUGGUUAUCUCCCCACUGACCUCGUGUGGAAUCCCGUGGUGACAGCUACCAAGAUGUGUGGAUGCCACCAUUCAAGAAACCCUGCUAGAAAUAAGUAAAUUGUCCUUGCACUAAGAAACCGGGGUGAGACUGGUUCAAACUGAUUGCUAGCAACCCCAAAGUCCCAUGCAGUAAAGAAAUGCAAAUUUUUUUUUAACCCAAGAAGAGAGCGGAUGGUAGCAAUUUCUCAUCACCAAAAUUAAUCAGCAGGCCAUAAGAAUAGGCUUUGGGUGGAAAUCUUUAACUGGCACUUUCCAGUUCUAGCAAAGGCAGAAGAAUGGUUGCUUUAUAAUCAAUAAGUGUUUAUUGAGCAUCUACUAUUUUCCAGGCUUGACUGCAGGUAGAACAUUGAGUGAAACCAGGACACGCUUUAUGUGAUCACAGGGCAUCCAACUCAACAGUGAACAAACUCCCAUCCUUAUGGUCCUCACACAGGCUUUGGACUAUUCUCAAGCGGCCCAGAGAGUCCAUGAGCCCAGCAAAUUUGCAUUUUUCUACCGCUCAAAUUUAAAGGCCACACAUUUGGAUCAGGCCCCUUAACUAGCUUAAGUAGUUCAUUGCCAACACAAGAAAUGGCAGAAACCUUUUUGAUCAUGUAUAUCUAUUGCAGUGUCUUGGUAGUAGAAGCCUGUAAGCCACGGUAUUCUCCAGGUACAAAGAUAGAGGACUGCUGUGAUCAAUUAGUGAUGUCUGCCUUGGCUAAGGGAAGGAGGGAACAUUUCUCAAGUGCCUCCUACUGUGAUCUCCAGUCCACAUCUUGUCCUGCCUGCCACCUAAAAGAGUGCACUCCAUACAUUCGGAGACUGGCAAAGUUCAGAUGUGAAGGUCAGAGGUGGAGUGUUGGUACCCACAGGCACAUGCACACCCUCCGUGUCCUGCAUUGGCAAAGCAUUUACGACCUUCCUCUCCAGAAGGCUGGAAACUCAUUUCCUGUUCCUUGCUGAUCAAUGCCCCAACCUGUUCCUCAUUUCUAGUUGUUUCUAAUGCUUCUCAGUUGACGUUUGAGCCACAUUCCUGUGACAGCCAGUGUCCAGGUACAUAGCAGAUGCUGUACAUAAUAGUUCUGAUGAUAGGGGAAGGAGUAGGGUGUAAAUUUUGCAUUUUGUGCUUUUGUGGGUUUUUGUUUGUUUGUUUUGAUGCAGUAUAGAGUGAAGGGGUAAGAAUAUUCUGAAAAACAUAAAAUUGAAUAAUUUAUUCACAGAAACUAUUAAAAUGGUAUUGUUAGGCUCACGGGGAGGCUGGGGGCAGCAGAAGCUGCUACACUGUCUCGCUGAGGAAAUUAUUUAAUGUGAGGAAAAUUCCAGUCAGAGUGGCUGGCUAAGGCGAUUUAUAAAACGCAGGUACCUUCCCCAGUUUCUCUCCCCUCACCUUUGAUAGUUAGAUUUAUGUCAUGUGUUUGACCAAGAACAGUGACAGAUCUCAGCUGUCCCUGGAAUAGAGAGGUGGUCCCUGUCCUCAGGACCUGGGCUCCCACUCCCGCGACAGUCUGUGUGAUGUUGCAUGUCCCACAGGGCCCAGGCUCUCCAGAGUGUCAGUUUGUGGUCACAUAUCCUUAGGAAAACAAAGUCAAGUCAGGUUCCUCUCUGCAGGAAUUCUCAGAGCCUUGAAUCCACGGUCUGCCUGGCGAGUCUGGGAGAAUGUAGCGUUUCCCAGCUACACGACCUAGGUAUCGUGCACGGCAGAUCAUGUCUUAGCUGGUAUUUCACACAGUAGCCUUUGGUGAGGGUGAUCUAGCCUGUCUGAGGUCUGCAAAGAUUGACAGCUGCUUCUAGAUCCUUCCACGAAUAAGCAGAAACAGCGCCUAUCUGGGAACUUUAUGAGAAUUAUGCUUUACCUAUUGGGGGUGGCUCCACACGGACACUGCCCCAGACAGUGAUCCCGCCCCUCCAAGCAUGGCGGAGGGAAGCCUAGGGUGUUGUGGAGGGGGGUGGGUGGCUUGGCGGGGACGAUGGGCUGCCUCAUGGGAAAUACUUCUCACUUCCACUCAGAGUUUGGAACUGUUCACCGUGUGCUUCAGGAGUUUUUAAAUGGGAAUUCGUGUUGAUUUCCAUGUUUCGCGUUUCUGUUUGUCUUUCGUCUGUGGUACAGUGCUGUGUGCAGAUGGUACUUACUCCAUUUCUCUCUCUAAAGUGAGAAAGAUUGUCCUUCUGGGGAUAGUGUAUCAAUACGCUUCCAGAAUGAGGAACUCUGUCUCCUGUCUUGUGUUCACACUUCCUAGUGACAGUUUUAAAAAAAAAAAUAUAUGGGCUCGACUGUUUAUUGUAUAAUGUAGAAAAGUAUUCCGUGUCCCUAGCUCAAGACAUCCAUUGGUGAAACGUGCUUGGAAAUCCAAGUGUUUUCUACUGGGAAAAACAAUGUUGAAAAAGCUUUCUCUCGCAUGCCUCUGUGCUUAGCUGGAAAGAGGAGCUGCCAGUGUCCCAGCUCUGAGCCACUGUUCAAAGGUGCAGCUGCGUUCUUAGGACCAGGUACAGGCAGAGAAAUAGGGACCUGCCUGCCUAGCUUACUCACGGGGGAUGUGUAACCUGUGAGCCACAGGGGUCCCUGCCUGCAGUCCCUAUAGCUUCCCCAUGCCCCAGUGCCUUUCUCAGCUGGUCUGGGAAUCAGGGCAGCCCACUGACAGGGGCUCCAACAGCCCUUUCCUGCUGGUCCCGAGCUGCAAGGAGAACUAUGGGAACCAGAAACUUCUCUCCAACCAGCCCUUCCGAGCACACAGGUCUCGCCAAUGCUCCACGAGCUCUCCUGGACGUUGUGGGAGACCCUAGGACUCUUUGCUCGUAUGAUAAUGAUUGCAUUACUAUCCUGCUUUAACUGAUAAAACUUCAGAGAUUUUUGGUUAAUUUCCUACGCUCUUCCUUUGCCCAGGCCUCCUCCAUACACACACAUGCACACAUGGGUAUGCAUACACACAUGCACACAUAGGUGUGUAUAUACACAUGCACAGCAGACAUUCACACAUACAUGCACACAUAGGUAUAUAUACACACAUGCACAAUAGACAUACAUGCAUAGUAGACAUGCACACACAUGCACACAUAGGUAUGUAUACACACAUGCACAGUAGACAUACACACAUGCACAGUAGACAUUCACAUACACAUGCACACAUGGGCAUGUAUAUACACAUGCACAGUAGACAUGCACACACACAUGCACACAUUGGUAUGCAUACACACAUGCGCACACACAUGCACACGGGU
This is a messenger RNA of Apodemus sylvaticus (European woodmouse), 4753 nucleotides long. RefSeq names its product carbohydrate sulfotransferase 11 (gene Chst11). Gene Ontology annotation, molecular function: sulfotransferase activity. Gene Ontology annotation, cellular component: membrane. Bases 1 to 1059 code for a protein of 352 amino acids. Gene Ontology annotation, biological process: carbohydrate biosynthetic process; proteoglycan biosynthetic process. The transcript is spliced from 3 exons. The record is from RefSeq and is a predicted model, not a curated record. NCBI's taxonomy places the organism in Eukaryota, Metazoa, Chordata, Mammalia, Rodentia, Muridae.